AUGGGUGGUCUAGCAGGAGCUCCAAUUCUGCAUAUUAGCGGUCUACGCUCUUUAACCAUCAGAUUGAGAGCACACCCUGGUCUCCCAUCUGGGACUAGCGAUAAAUAUCUUGCUCCACCUUUUCCUCAUACUGGUGUUGAUGGAACUAUUGAUACCGCUACCAUAGUUGGAGACUCUUCGGAUAUACCAAUCACCUUUGGUAGCUCUUUAGUAAAAUUUGAUUUAAAUGGAGCGGAUUUUGUCAUAGGUGGUUCUCAUUCGCACUGCUAUGUGGAAGAAAACAGACCCAAUCCUUCUGCCAUUAGAGAUGUAACUAAUCUAUCUGAAGGUGAUAAUGUUGCUCGAGCCAAAGGUGAAAGACCAGACGCUUAUCCUGGUGCUCAAUCUUCUGUAGAAACAGGAGCAGGAUUACAACCAGGAAAAGGAUCAGUAGACAGAAGAGUAUAA
Theileria equi strain WA is the source of this 447-nucleotide messenger RNA. RefSeq lists its product as hypothetical. The transcript has 3 exons. The coding region runs from base 1 to 447 and encodes 148 amino acids. NCBI's taxonomy places the organism in Eukaryota, Apicomplexa, Aconoidasida, Piroplasmida, Theileriidae. The record is from RefSeq and is a predicted model, not a curated record.